Stomoxys calcitrans (stable fly) is the source of this 3952-nucleotide messenger RNA. It is a transcript of the gene dan, whose product is annotated as protein distal antenna. The coding region runs from base 1562 to 3559 and encodes 665 amino acids. Lineage: Eukaryota; Metazoa; Arthropoda; Insecta; Diptera; Muscidae. The record is from RefSeq and is a predicted model, not a curated record. The transcript is spliced from 2 exons. Gene Ontology annotation, molecular function: DNA binding.
GUGAAUCUUGAAUAUUUCUUACACAUUGCAAAUUCAUAUCACCAUCGCCUUGGUAAACGUGAUGUGUAUAUGUUCAUGCGAAAGUGCGCUAUGGGCAUCGUACAUGGGUAUGGACACGAGAAUACAUCAGUAUAUAUGUACAUAUAUAGAUAUAUGUGGAUGUAUGAAUGUAUGUAGCAUACAGCUCCUUUGCGUGAAAUCUAAGGCGUUAGGCGGCAAGUAACCGUACAAUGUGGGGUCAUCCACCAAAACUUGCGAGUUGCUGAUGUCUUAAAAUGGGCUAUAGUUUUUAGUUGAUAGAAUGGAGUCAAUUAUAAUUUUUCGAAUGUACCAAUCUACUUUCAAAACUAUAGGGCUGUGUAUGAGUAUAUACAUAGGCUUGCAUAUACGGUUAAAACGCGUUACAACGUGUAGUGGCUUGGGCAGAGUGUAAUAUGUGCCACUGAUAAUAAUGGAAGGAUAUGGCGUAGAGUAAAUGUGAAAAGAACGUGUAUAGUGCCAAAUUCAUGCCUCACAUCAUGGAUUUUUCCUUAUUCUUCUUACACGUUUUCCUGCAUCAAAGUUAGCGCAAGCAGCACAUUAAAGGCCUUUAACGUCGUCACCGUCGCUGUCUUUGUGUUAGUUCAUACAAUAUUCGCCGUUAAUCAUUGUACUUUUGACUGUCACCGAAAACGGCGGACAGUUUUGCUACCAAACCCACGAUAACAAGAAACGGUCAGCACAAGUGACCGAUUGUGGAAGCCAACCGCAACUGCCAUCCACCACCACCACCAACACUACCAAUAUGUCACCUUAUAUACUUCAAUGUGUGCUUGUGCGUGUGUACGCCUAUAUGUCUUUGACGACUGCCUGUUUGUAGUGAGGAAUCCUUUCGCCGCGCUAAUUCAAUAUUCGCUCACGAGAAUCGCGGUAGUUUGUCGCCGAGCGCGAAGUUUAUAGGUUCGCUGUCAAAACCAAAACAAAAACACGGUCACAUCCUUGCUGUACUCGAAAGAGUCAACACAAACUAGUCAUCGCAACACAAGACAAAUUGUUGUUUACAGGCUGUGUACCGCAUUUUGUAAUACGGGCGCUAUUCAAACAUAACAAAAAAAAAAACAAGUAGUGAUUAUAACUCUGUGAAAUUUGUUCCACAUCAUAAGAGAUGCUGUUUGUUUUGUGCUUCCAUUCAAUUCCAAAAAAUCUUUAUGCCAAAUAUACAUAAGCAGAAAAAGGCAAAUAACUCACAAACAUUUGCUCGCAUCGUUUGAGUUAAUUAACGCCAUUAAAGUUGACAUCGCAAGCAAUUUGAGUCUCUUGUUCUAACGAGAAACCAGACGGGGUUUUGUGGAACUGUUGAAUUAAUCUUGAUCAGUGCUACAAAAACUGCUAUAAUCGAAGGAUUAAGAAAACAAGUAAAUACAUUUUAUAAAAAGAAUAUUGCGAGACUUGUCGAAUCGAAAAAAAUUCCAACAAAAUUCAAAGCGGUGCUGAAACUCACACACACAUUGGAAAUCUAUUUUAAAAAAAAUUCAAACUGUUCGACAACGGCUUAAAGUUGGAUAUUUCCAGCUACCCCCACAUGAAUAUACGCAUCAGCACCAAGGGCAAGCGCCCUUUACGGAGCUUGACUCCUAGUGACAAAGUACAUGCAAUACAGCGAAUACAUGAUGGCGAAUCAAAGGCGUCAGUAGCUCGGGAUAUAGGGGUUCCUGAAUCCACAUUGCGUGGUUGGUGCAAGAAUGAGGACAAAUUACGUUUUAUGUCACGCCAAGCAUCAGCCGAGAAGUUCGGAAACGACUCUAUAGUAGAUAAAUUGGAUGGGACCACGCCAAAUAUGUUGGGAGGUCCCCCUGAAAAAAGGCAACGUUUAGACGCUUCCAUGGCUUUGAAUUUUUCAAAUAAGAUUAAAUUUGACCGUGCUCCAAUCAACGGACUAGAUUUUAAUACCAACAAAACCUUGGUAGAAUUGGGAAAGUUCAGUAAUAUAGCACCAGACUAUGCAUCUUUCAAUGGCUCUGUCAAGAAAACACUAUAUGGUGCUGAUAUUUCACGAUCGGCAGAACCAUCCAUUGCCGCUAUCAGCCCUCUUUCUAAUCUGACACAUCUGUCUGGACUAACGGGUCUAAAUCAAUCCCCUCUUGCGAUUAGUUUUAAUGAGCUUACGACAAACUUGACAUUAUUAGCGCAACUUAAUCCGAACUUGGCAGCAAUGUCCAGUGGUUUAUCCGUUUCCGGAAGCACAAUGCGCAGCACAAACACAAAAACAAAACCCCCAGCACAUCUCAAUAGUCCACGUGGCGAAUCGAGCGAAAGAUCGACGGGCCUUACCGUAAAAAACUGGGCAAAACAAAGUUCAUCUACACCUACCCCAACCGAUCCUACUUCCUGCAGUCUAAAUUCAUACCAAAAUGAUGAGAAGUUGCACAUAAAAAGCCCUAAUACAUCCUUAUCUACAUCAACGCCAAUAGGUACGACGGUGCCUUCCCUCUCAUCCAUCUCAGAAGAUCCUCUCCUAUACUGGCUUAAGUCUCAACAAACUGCACUGGGUCUCAACAAUUUAUAUCCCCAUACCCCUGUGUUAGGAGCACCAAGUCCCCCAAUUCGUUCGUCAACACCUCAACAAUCCAGCUUUAAUGCGGGGACACCACCAAUAAUACCUAAUCCUUUAACACCCUCGUCCACACCCUCUGGCAGCCUAGAUGAUAAGAAUGCUGCAUGGUUCAAUUGGUGCAAAGCGUUUGGAGUAAGUUUAAACUCACUUGCCCCAGCUGCAGUCGUUUCAGCACUACACGCCAAUGGCGUUAGUAACACUGCUCUCACAACUAACCUAGGGGAUAAAUCUAUCACUUCAAAACUCGGAUUUGAAAAUAUAUUGUAUUCUCAACUUACAAAAGACGCAAAUUGUUCUCCCCAAAGUGGCGUAUCUGUCGAGCUAUCACAAAAUCUUGAUAUUUCGAACAAACCUGAAGAUCUUUCUUCAAAAUCAUUUAAAACCAAAAACUUCUCGCCGACUCCGGAAUUAGCAGCUGAUAGUUUACUAUCAAAUAUUACCAGCAAUCCCAGAAAUGUGCAAGAUGUGCUUGACAAUGCAUCCGACUCCGCUAGCUUACAAGUGCCGCGAAGUAGAGUAGCUGAAUGUAGGGAUGUCCUUGACAACCUUCUCUAUAGGAUCAACAGUACUCCCAAUGCGCCCUCUGGAAUUAGUGAUUCUGACGCCAGCUACUUAAACGAUCAAAAUGAUGGGAACCUUUGCCCGCAUAACAACAACAACAAUAAUUCCAAUAAGACAGACGAAGAAGAGUGGUCGAAAUGUAAUGAGCAUGAAGAAGAUUCGGAAUACAGCGAAGCUAUCAAACAUGGCGAGAAAUUCCUGAAGUGGCUGGAGAAUUGCAGUAAUCCGCGAGUAACUGCAGUUCAGUUAAUGCAAUUGAGAUUUCUUAUUUCCUCCGUUAAAGGGGUCGAUGAGCCAACAAUAAAAAAUGAGGACAACUCAAGUUCGCCAAAACAUUUUUCCACCAUCGAAAUUGAUGGCUCCUCAGAGGAAGGUAAUCGUUCCAAACCACGUCGCCGUAAAUAGGACCAACCCAAAUUGGCUUCAAGUAUACCAACUCAGACGGCAAAGAGAGUAAUGUCUGAGACGUUUUCUUAAAUCGUGCCAACAAGUGCUUCCAAAAACAUAGAUUCCUGUACACAGAAUUGGCAUAUAUACAUAAUUGCGUAGUCAACGGAACUCAAAACAGUUUAUCUUCUGCAUACUUCCAAUAGUCCCCAAAAACAGUGGACGAAAACAUCUUAAACAUUCGUUUAUUUGACGUUCUAGCUUCCUAUAACACACGCAUAUUGCGGAUUUCAGAUCGGAAUUACAAUUAGUUUUUAGAUUAAGUUUUAUUCCUGUAUGAGAUACAUUUGUAAAAUUGCUCUGAGUUUCACAAAAUUACCAAAACAUUAAAACUUCCGAUGUAACAUAAAC